Molecule: messenger RNA, 3443 nt
Organism: Trematomus bernacchii (emerald rockcod)
Lineage: Eukaryota; Metazoa; Chordata; Actinopteri; Perciformes; Nototheniidae
Gene: mapk14b
Product: mitogen-activated protein kinase 14b
Exons: 12
Coding region: 312-1397 (361 amino acids)
Biological process (GO): intracellular signal transduction; protein phosphorylation
Cellular component (GO): cytoplasm; nucleus
Molecular function (GO): MAP kinase activity; ATP binding
Source: RefSeq, a predicted model, not a curated record
ACAGUGCGAAAAAUUCAGCGAAAGAUAGUCCAGACCGAGCUUCCUGACCCGAGCCCGUCUAGCAGAGGAAGUUGUCUCAAAGAGCCCCGACGUGCACGCAGAGGUGGGGAUUUGCUUUGCACAACUGCACCGAAUCUGCAGGACUGGGCGGCGGAAGUUUUUCUUAUGUGAAAGGGUACCGUCUCAGUUUUUAGUUUUUUUAUCAGGGAGCAGCACCACACCACGUCGUGCCACUCACGGGGAGGAGAGGAGAGAGGGCAGAAGUUUCCGCUGGCUUGUUUUGUCGCUGCGCGGCUGGUAAAUCCGCAGGAAUGUCGCAGAAGGAGAGACCCACUUUCUACAGACAGGAGCUCAACAAAACCGUGUGGGAGGUCCCGGAGCGGUACCAGAACUUAUCUCCCGUCGGCUCCGGAGCUUACGGAUCCGUAUGUUCGGUGUAUGACCUGAAGACAUGCCAGAAAAUUGCAGUGAAGAAGUUGUCCAGGCCCUUCCAGUCCAUCAUCCACGCAAAGAGAACCUACAGAGAGCUGCGGCUGCUCAAACACAUGAAGCACGAGAAUGUGAUCGGUCUAUUAGAUGUUUUCACACCAGCAACAAGCUUAGAGGAGUUCAAUGAUGUAUACUUGGUGACCCACCUAAUGGGUGCAGACCUUAACAACAUCGUCAAGUGUCAAAAGCUGACCGAUGACCACGUCCAGUUCCUCAUCUACCAGAUUCUCCGAGGCUUAAAGUACAUCCAUUCUGCAGAUAUUAUCCACAGAGACUUGAAGCCUAGUAAUCUGGCUGUGAAUGAAGACUGUGAGCUCAAGAUCCUGGACUUUGGUUUGGCACGGCACACAGAUGAUGAGAUGACCGGCUACGUAGCCACCCGGUGGUACCGAGCCCCAGAGAUCAUGCUCAACUGGAUGCACUACAAUAUGACAGUGGAUAUCUGGUCGGUGGGCUGCAUCAUGGCUGAACUACUCACUGGACAGACGCUCUUCCCUGGCACAGACCAUAUAAACCAGCUGCAGCAGAUAAUGCGCCUGACGGGGACGCCCCCAGCCUCCCUCAUAGGCAGGAUGCCCAGCCAUGAGGCGAGGAACUACAUUAACUCACUUCCUCAAAUGCCUAAGAGGAACUUUGCUGAUGUGUUUAUCGGUGCCAACCCUCUUGCUGUGGACUUGCUGGAGAAAAUGCUGGUGCUAGACACAGACAAACGGAUCACAGCCUCCGAGGCUCUAGCCCACCCGUACUUCGCCCAGUACCACGACCCGGACGACGAGCCCGAAGCAGAGCCUUAUGACCAGAGCUUUGAAAGUCGUGAGCUGGAGAUUGAGGAAUGGAAGAGGUUAACCUACGAGGAGGUAGUCAGUUUUGAGCCGCCGUCAUUCGACGGAGACGAGAUGGAAUCCUGAGUUGGAGGAAGAGGAGGCACCUUUUACUUCCGUAUUUUGUUUUCCAAGAAACACUCUUUAAGGACUAUGAGUCUGUGAUGACUAUCCACAACUUUCUCACACACACACACACACACACACACACACACCACACACACACACACACACACACACACACACACAACCAUGACAUUCAAGUGCCUGCCGUCAUUCAUCUCCGGGGGAAGUUGUUUUAUCAGGGAUAAAACUCCACAUCCUGUUCCUUCUGUCCCCUACUUUGCUGUUUUUGUUACUCACUGAGGCAGACUUUAAAUUCUCCUUAUAUUUUUACCUUCUUUAUUGUUAAUAUUGAUCCCCUCUUUGAUUCAGAAAACUACAAACAAUGUCAGUAACUCCUUUUAUGUAUUUUAUAAAACAAAUGACCACUCAGCAGUAAUUAAUAUUGUAGGAAAGAAGUUUGAUAGAAACCUUUCAUACUGCAGUGUGUCUAAAGUUUAUCUUUCCCCCACACAUUAAAUUAAAACGAUAUUUCUAUCAUAUUAGAGAAUUGCGUAAAUAUCACAAACAGUAUUUGUAAUUUAGACAAUAGUUAACCUAUUUCUAUAAUAGACAUAAUAUCUGAGUCACACUUAGCUGAGCCCUUUGAAAGUAUGAUGUUUAUUACUAGAGUUUAGCCCAAAAUGGCAUAUUAAAAUAUUCAGUGUGUUAUUUAAUACAAGUAUUUAUAGGAUAGGCUAAAAUAUAAAAUAUUUACCUCUACAUGGCAAAUUCAAGGCUUCAUAUUUCUUAUUGUUGGAUUUGAAGGUUUACGGUGACCCUUUUUUAACCAAAAUGUCUUUGGAGUGUUGGGAAACAUGGCUUAUCUCAACUACCUAACAUUUGUUUAGUUUCUACUCUUUUUCUCCAUAUCAUUUUUUCUUAAAGCACUUCCUUUCUGCUGUUCCAGAAGAAUGUUACAGUCCCCAUCACUCUACAUUUUCGCAUGAAAAAGCCAGAUUUGGCUAGUUAGUUUUUUUUAAUGUGUUUUUUCCCACCACAACACCAACUCACAAUGUACUUUAAUCAUAUUGCAUUUAUAAAACACAGUACUAUUAAUGUUAAUUGAAUGUUCGGGGCACCAGUUCGCCCUGUAUUUAUGACAUUUUGUUAUGUUGUUUGUAUAUCGAUGUAAAAGAGAAUAUUAUUUGUCAGAUUUUAAGGUUCUUUUAUUAUUUAUGGAAAGCUUACUGUUUCAGAAACCAAAUGUAUCGUCAAUGAUCUCAAAUGUCUUUUAAGCCGUGGUGACUGCCGUUACAGCUUGUGUAUCAGGAACAUUGUGAGUACAAUGUUGCAGAUAUUCUAGCAGUUCUCGAACAUGUAUUUAUCAUAUUGUGUUCACUGAGGUACUGCCCUCCAAAGGUAUCCUAUUUUGAAAAGAAAUUCAAUAUAAAACCUAAAAGAAAAAAUAUGUAUUCCAUGAUUUUGUAUUGUCGCCAAAACCACUAAACAGUAUACUCAUUGUCCUGAAGUGUACUACAAAAAUUGACAAAAUCUUAUUUCCAUGUGAACUAUUUUAGGGAUCCUUGUGAGAUACAAACUAUAUCCACAGUAACUCUGGCCAAUGUCUACCAAACAUCAGUGUCUUCACAAUUUCAUUUGUAACUGCUUGUUUUCUUGUAGCUUUUCUCCUAAUAUUAUUUUAUUCUUUGUGUGUUAAAUCAAGAUGUGAUGUUAUCCUGUGAUUCUUGUAAUAUUGAUUGUUUUUCUAGCAAUGCUAGAAUUGUAUUUGUCAUUCAUUUGAAUAAUUUAGCAAGGCACAUGUUUGUAAGACAGAGUGUACGUUUACUCACUGGAUGCUGAAGGGCAAUGCUGAAGCCUCGUUCUUUGUAGUAUUAAAACUACAUUAGAUAGGAUAUUUAUCUUGUUCCAUAUUCAAUUAUCAGUAGUUAAUUUGGUAAAUGGUUUCUUUCUUUGCCUGAGAUGUGUUCAUAUCUUUUUAUUACUAUAUGCUUCAUCACAUGUACCAAGACAGCACGCCACCUGUAAAUACCACCAUUAGAAAAUAAAGGCUACUAUUUUUCAAACUUG